AGCGUUUGUUUCAGAUUGUUCUCAACCUUCGCAGUCGAUCGUCGUCGUGAGGAGAGAAAGAGAGUGCGAGAGAACGAAAGGCAUGUCUGAGGAGCCGAGACAAAGGCCCGCCGAGCGCUAAAUAUUCGCACGGAUCGCCGUGAAUUGACAGAUCGAUCAUGUAGCGAGGUGCAUCGCGCGUUUUCCUGCGACACGAGGCCGCGCAGCGCUACGAGGCCGUUUUGAAGUGAGAAAGUCGUCGAGGAGCGGAGACUCUCCGCCACUGUGCGUAUCCGCCCGCCGUCUCACCGCGCCAUUUGUCUGGGCAUCACUGGCCGCGGACCGUGAUCGGCACACACAACACACUGUGGCAUGGUUCGACGACGCACCGAACGCUCCCACCGAGGUUGAGAACCGCGUUCUCGGGCUCUUAUAACUCACAGCAGAUGAAUGUUACUCCCUCAGCAGAACAAUGACUUCGGGUUAUUUUACUUUACCGCUCAACAUGGACAGGGUGUGCAGAAUUUGCCUCGCUGAGGGCACUAAUCUGUCACCGAUCUUCUCCACUGAUCAAGAGGUGAAUGAUUUCCCAGGCCUCUCCCAGAAGAUACAAGUCUGCGGUUCCAUUGAGAUACACGAGCAGGAUGGACUGCCUUCCUUGAUAUGCGACGUUUGUGCCUAUAAGGCUAGAGUUGCGCAUGAGUUCAGACAACAGUGUCAGCAUUCUGAUGCGAGGUUGCGCAUGUACUACAACAAGCCUGCAAAGGGUAAUAUUACUGAUUCUUGUACACAGACUGAUCUGCGAACUAGAUUUGUGCUGCCAACGAAACCGAAUCAUCUCCAAGAAGAAUAUUUUGUUAAGGAAAACAUGCAAGUAGUGACGAAUCCACAGGAAUAUGUGCAGCCCACUGACUCGUUUCCCAGACACGAGACCAGUCUGAACACUAGUCAGAUUCACAUGCAAGAUGAAAAGUUGUUCAUGUGUUCUAUCGGGUUUGAAGGAAGCAAGGAGGAGGCAGUGAAGAACCCUUGUAUAACAGAGAAUGUGGUACAUGAGAUAACAAUAACGCAGCAGGACGCUCACGACACGUCCAUUGUCAACUUACAAAUGAAAGACGACGAAGUUGUGAAAGAAACCGAGCAGUACGUGGAGAAGAGCGACGCGCAAGAGCAGGAGCAAUUCGUCAGUGAGAGUUUACCCGACAAUAACAUGGAGGAGGAGGUGGAGGAGGAAGAGGAGAACGUUCCGCAGAAGCGUACGUCUGCGAGAAAAACGAAGUCAGCGCCGGUCAAAACGUACAGCGACGACGAGAUCGGCGACACUUAUUACGAUCUGAGCAGCGACAGUCAGGAUUCGGUGGAGUCGAAAUUCAAGUGUAAAAUCUGCUCAAAGCAAUACGCUACGCAGAAAGGCCUCAAGAAGCACUCGCUUGUCCACGAGAAGAAGUACAAAUGUAACGUCUGCUUGAAGAUGUUCUACAAGCAAGAGAACAUGGAAAAUCAUCAAAAGAUACACGCAUCGAAGCCGCACGCAUGCCAACUCUGUCACGCAUGCUUCUCCAAACCGCAGAGUCUCGUGAAGCACUUGAAGUCCCACACGGAGAAGGUGAACAACAUGAUCAAGCAGAUCAACACGGACGAGCGUAAAGACAAUAAGGAGCCGAAGAAAGAGCUGAAAAGCGACGAGGACACGGAUGACGAGACUGGCCCCGCGAAUGAGGUGGAUGAGUUCGAGAAUGCGCCCGAGUUGUACAAGUGCGAGAUCUGCAGCCAAUACUGCUCGUCUUUGAAGAACCUGAGGAGGCACGCUCUAGUGCACGGCGACAAAAAAUAUUCUUGCACCGUGUGCAAGAAAUGGUUUUUUAGGCCGGACACUCUGAAGAAACACGCGGAGAAGCACGGACACGGGCUACUGGAUAAUCUCGUGGACGACAACAAGCUGUACGACUCGGACGACGACGAGAUGGCGCCGACGAACAACGCGGUGAAUCCUUCCUCGGAGAACGAAAACGUGAAGAAAGAGGACAGCGACGAGGACGGUUCCGGGGAGUACAAGUGUCAGCAUUGCGACAAGGUGAUGGCUACGAAGAAGGGCCUGCGACGGCACGUGUCGAUGCAUAAACCGAAGGCCGAGCCGGUGACCUGCGAGAUCUGCAGGAAGGUCUGCGCCAGCCAAGCGCGACUCGUUCUCCACCAGCGCACGCACAAGCCGAAGGAGAAAGUGCCACGCGAAUAUCUCUGCCAUAUCUGCAGCAAGGUGUACCCUAGCAAUUCCUCCCUCACGUACCACAUGCGUACCCACACCGGCGUCAAACCGCACGUGUGCAAGACGUGCAACAGCGGUUUCACGACCACCACCAGCCUGGCGAAUCACAUACGCAUUCACACGGGCGACAAGCCGUACGUCUGCCACGUCUGCAGCGCCGCGUUCGCCGUGAGCUCGGCCUUCCGCAGGCACUUGACGCGGCACACCGGUGAGGCGAAUUACCUCUGCAAGACAUGCGGCAAAGCCUUUAAGCGUCUCAGCACCCUGAAGGAGCACACGUACACGCACUCAGGCGAGAAGCCGUACGUCUGCAAGACCUGCGGUGCGGCGUAUAGCCACAGCGGCAGCCUGUUCGCCCAUCAGAAGCGCUGUCGCGCCCAGUACAGCGAAAUGAUCGUCGAGGAUCACCAUCAUCAUCAUAUGCCGCACACAGUCACGCAUAUCCACGUGAACAUGAACAACGUGAAUAACGGACCUGCAGUGCGGCCUGUCACUGUGAUAGGUCAAAUAUACUAAGAAUAUACUAAUAAUAUACUAAGAAAACCGUGGACUGCGGUGUCACGUGUUACCGCGCGAUGUAGUUUUGCGAUUGUAAUUGCAGUUGUAUAUCAUCGACCGCAUAAUUGCAAGCCAACUGCACAGAGCGACGACUCCCGCUUUCACGUGUAGUGCACGUGUGCGAGACAAAUUAUCGCGUCAUUGUAAAUAUAUAUUAGCAGUUCUUUUUUUCACAAUAAAAUGAAACGUUCUCUCUGAAUACGCCUAUACUUGAGGGCUUUCGAAGGCUUAACGCUUUGCUUUCCGAGAAUAUGUAGAGCAAUGUCCCUUUAUUACAUUACACGAUAUCGUGUAUCAAAGAUACAAAAUUGGAGUUUUUCAAAAUGAAGUCGCAAUGGAUUGUGAGAAUUUUCACAUAUUUUUUUAUUAUUUAAUGUUAUAGAUAUGUAUUAUGUAGAAGAAUGUAUAUACGGCGUAACGUAUAGGAUGGAGCAUUAACUCUGUCCUCUUUGAAUAUUUCUAAACUAAUGAUUAUUGAAGAAAUAAUCUCGGAUAAAAGUUUAUCUGUCGCAAGUACGAUAUUCGUACGGGCGACUAAACUUGGAACAAAAAUACGCAUAAUAUUUUAUUCCUAUGUAUAUACCAAAUUUAAUAUCUAACAUUGUUUUGUCAGUUAAAUUCUUUUUUAAGAUAUUUAAAAUA
Messenger RNA from Odontomachus brunneus, 3445 nucleotides. RefSeq names its product zinc finger protein 678-like. The record is from RefSeq and is a predicted model, not a curated record. Gene Ontology annotation, biological process: regulation of transcription by RNA polymerase II. Gene Ontology annotation, molecular function: RNA polymerase II cis-regulatory region sequence-specific DNA binding; DNA-binding transcription factor activity; zinc ion binding. The coding region runs from base 452 to 2761 and encodes 769 amino acids. Gene Ontology annotation, cellular component: nucleus. NCBI's taxonomy places the organism in Eukaryota, Metazoa, Arthropoda, Insecta, Hymenoptera, Formicidae. The transcript has 3 exons.